Molecule: messenger RNA, 4158 nt
Organism: Fusarium oxysporum Fo47
Lineage: Eukaryota; Fungi; Ascomycota; Sordariomycetes; Hypocreales; Nectriaceae
Exons: 5
Coding region: 1-4158 (1385 amino acids)
Source: RefSeq, a predicted model, not a curated record
AUGGCUCCAAUUGAGCUACAAUGCCAGGCGCUGUGGCUCGAUGACAAACGGCGAUGCACAGCAGAGGCCACACAUGCAAAUCAGCUCUUCUGCCGCUAUCAUUCUAAGCAAGCACAUGGCCUGUACAUUGGCUACAAGGCACGUAAUGCAAGGCUUGAUGCUCUCGAUAAGGACCCUCCAGCUUAUUUUGCAAAUACUGAAACCCCUCUUGCCGACGAUGACUUCAGCUCAGUCAGAGAUGAAAAGACUCUUGGAGAAGUUAUUGAUUACCUCCACGAGAAAUACGUCACAAUUGGACGUGUCAUCGAUGCACGCAAGUACCACCACAGUAACUUCUACUCCAUCAACUAUGACUAUGGCCACCAAGCAUACAUUGACAAGCUCAUCAGCCAUCGACACAUUGUUGAUCAGGCCCUCAACAGAGCUGGGAAAAUAUUCAUGAAACUGCGCUACGAGAAGGAGCAGUGGUAUUCCUGGGUUCGCCACGCGCAAGAAGAGGAAGAGGAGAACCAGGAAAAGGAACAGAAGAAGGUCAAGCAGGAAGCAGCUCUGUUCAAGCGUCAUAUGAAGCAAAUCGAGUCCAGACUCAACUUCAUGCGAGAGAAGGAGGAGCAGAAACGCCAAGAUGCUUUUCUCGAGGAUGCUUACAGAGAGCGCAUGGCUAUGAAUGAAGAUGACUCGGAUGAUGCGACAUGGGAUCCUAUCCAGGAUUUGGAAGAUGACAAGCGAAGCCGCUACAUUGACUUGAUCAAGCACUUUCUUUGGAUGGAGUUGGUAGAACUUGCCAAGGAAAAGCCCGCGCCAGCUGAUGCAUCAUUGAGCACCCCCGCAGAGGCACCUGCACCGGCCAACGAGGCCAACGAGCCUGACGACGCCAACGAGGCCAAGGUUCACGCCAAAAAGUUGAAAAACAAGAAGAAGAAGAACAAAAGCAAAGCAAAAGGCAACACCGAGGCGAGUGCCGAUGUCACCGGCAGCACUUCUACAGCUGGAGAGGAUCAUGACCUCAAGGGACAGGACAAGCUUCUUGCGAUGCAGCAAAGCGGCAAGUAUGAAAACGAACCUGAUCUGAGAGGGCCAGAUAAGCACAGCAUCGAAACAGAAGAUGAGAUGAGGAAGCGUCUGAGUCAAGGCGUCAAGGAGAAAUUGGAUAACGUGUCUGGCAUGCAGCUUAUCGGGACUCUUGAAAACCCGCACGAGACGUGGGACAAGACAGCACCUAUGGAUGAUGAUGAGAUUAACUCCCUUAUCCAUGAUAUCCGAGAGAUCAAGUUGUUCCUAUUCUGUCGUCUUGUACUCUCACAAGUAUCUCUCCUCCCCGCUGCCCUUCGAGCCAACAGCGUGCAAGAGUUCCUUGAAGACACCACAGUCGCCGAGUCUGACAUGCGAGAUCUUUGCCUGAAGGUCGCAGAGCCCACUCUUCAAGACAUUCGAGACGCAUGUGCCGAUUUUGCCCGCGGCGAUAAAUCUGAUGAGAAAGUCUCCGUCGAAGAUGACGACGAUGACGAUGAGACUCUGGAGGAGCUCCUUAAGGGCGAUAGACGGUAUCACCAUCUUCACACCAACGACUGGUUCACUGAUAGAAUCCUCAAGCAGGGGGAGAACUUUGACAGGAAGAAGAAGAAACUCAAGAGAUCUCGACGCGCAAAGUCAAAGACGAAGGUAACGAUCUGCGGCAAAAGUAUCUGGAAUCACGCCAGUGAGAACGCCAUGUCUCGAGAUGGUUGGCUUCAUUUCUCAGUCAUGGCCAAAGACUGCGAUUUCAAGCAUGCUAUUCAACUUUGCAGAAACUGGUCCGAGUUUUCCGAUCUGAAUAUCCUUAGUAUUUGGCAGUACUUCCCAGCGUCGAACUGGGCAUCUUGGGCGCAGGAUAGGUUCAUGCAGCAGCUCCAGCAACUGGGUUUCUUCCCGUACUGGAACGAUCUCGACGCUGAGCGCAGUACCCACCAUCGUCAAGUCGGCGGUCGAAGCCAAGCUCGUCGACAACAUGAUAUCGUCGAGAUGAGGAAUGUACUGGUUGGAAACAUGAAGAGGAACGAUCCUGUGACUCGACGAUUCAUCCAGUAUCUUCUCAUGCGCACCGGAGAAGUCUUGGUUAUGGUGCGAGAUGGCAAGACUGGGCGUGUCAUCACUGCGCCUUCUGACGAGGAGCUUUGGACGUAUCGUAAGAAACAAGGGCUUGGAAGAGCGUCUAGGAAUGAGUGGCACAAUGUCCUAGAGAUGGGACCUGACUUCAUGAAGAUGAUGGACGUCAUGCGGAAGUGGAGGUUUGGCUUCUCUGACUACUACGACGUUUACAUCUGGGACCUUGUGCCCGGCCAGUCGUCGGUGGAUAUGUACAACAUCAUCGUCCUGGAACUUCGCAACGCCUGGCGUAUGAAGCAGCCGCGCGACAUGUACAUUCACAUGGAGCAUCUCCUCCGAAGCUUGCACCGGAACGAAGAGACCAUGCACACGCGGCAGAUCAAGUCUGGCGAGAACGUCAGGAGCAUCUGGGACACCGUCACCGAUGAAAGAUCGUCGUUCAGCCUCUUCGACGUCAGCGGGAAGAAGCUAACCUGCCGGGACGAGUCUGAGAUAGAUGAUUUGCCGUACAUGUUCUACAACCAGGCAAACGCCGCCGAAGACGCUAUUCUCUUCCCUGAUGAACUAACCUCCAACAAGAAGACCGUUGCUUUCCGAGAGAUUAGAAAUGGCGUUGCGAAUAUCGAAGAUGGGGUGUUACCUAGUAAAGCUAGACACUUCGCCAGGGGACUCGAAGCCAUCAACGAGGGCAAGGAUCCCAUGAAAGCUAUUCGUUUGUCGAAAGAUCACGAUGAGAAUAAUAUCUGGGGUCUGCCAAAGGUUUGGGAGACUGGUCUCAUCCAAGCUCGCCGCGAAAAGCCUUCAAAAGCACAACGUGGUCUUCUUAAACGAACUGGUUUACUAAAUACGUACAAGAGUUUGACGUUUGAUAGACGGCUCGAGAUGUCGGAUCCAAUGGAGAACAUGGAGCGGGAUCGCUCUUUCAGCUUCAAGGAGUCCUUCCACGCCGGUGAUCUCGAACCAGGCUACAACGCAAAAUACGAACAAUUCCGCGAACGCCUCCGCGCCAUGCUUCAAACUCCGCAUGCCGGCCCAACAGACUGGAUCUGGUACAUCGCCGAGAUUCUCGACUGGCUUGACCUCCGAGGUGACUACGACGAUUACGCGGAAGACCGGUCUUCACCAUGGCCGCACUCUUUCAUCGUCCAAGACAUUGUUGAGGCAUUUGCCACUAUGGCCAUGUUCUUCCCAGACUCGGACAUCACCAAGCUAGUAACCAUGUUUAUAAAGUCUAACCAGUGUGAUGAGUUCAGAAAGUCUGGCUUGUUUGAUACUGAGGAACGAAGCAAGACUCGACCUGAUCGACGGACGAGAACGAGUUACAAGUUCCGUGAUAAGGGAUUCUGGAAGGACUGGAAGGAGUUUUAUAAGACUGACAGGUUCUUUGGUGAUGUGUAUCCCAUGGAAUGGAGUCUUACGGUCCGUCCUAUCAUAGCUCAUUUGUAUCAAGCUGGUGUAAUCGCCCCAGCAUACACUCAAAACCACCCCCAGGUCGUUCUCGGCAUAGCCACAGCCAACAAGGAACCUCACCGUCCCGAGAAACUGGAUCUGUUUAUCAACUACGAGGACCAAUACGGGAAUUUCCCAAUGAUCUUCCCUCCCACCUUUAUCGCCCCCUCGAAAUGGCCAGAGGUAAUCCCCACCGCCCGCACAUUCUCCAAGAACCACCCCAACGCCCGCUUCGCCCUCCUCCGUCUCUGGUCAGCACCCCACUACUACCCCUUAAUGGUCGGCCACUUCAACCGCCAGUACACCAGCUUCCUUGACAGUCUCGCGCGGUCGUGGGAGUGGAAGUUUGUGCCUAAAGACAUGCCUGGUAGCGAGUACAGCGUGCAUCACACUGUCAGCAAGAGAUUGGAAACCCUCAAGCAUAAGUUUGGCGAUCGUGUUAUGAGCCGUGGGGAUUUGGUUCUUGUCAUGGGUGAGGAUGCUGAUGAUUUGCUCAAGUUCUGCACGGCGGUUACAUUUGCUAUACAGACGAAGCCGUGGUUGCGGGAGAUUGAUGUGUGGAAGAGCUUUGUCAAUGUGAGCUUUGAGUUUAUUCUGGACUUGGACUCUUUUUGGCUUGAGUAA